AUAUUAUACAGUAAUACAUGUGCUGUAAGAACUUAAUAUAUAAUACAGUUUACCUAUGUGACUUUAUUCUCUCAGAAAUUACAAAAUUUUAAGCAGUUCAACUCACACCGUCUUCAGACUGUCACCAUAUUGAAACCUGAAAGGCCAAGCAAUGCACAGCUAUAUACUUAAUUAUCUAAUAAUACAAGGAAUGUGCUCUAUCAUACUCUUUCUUUAUGGUUUCUUUCCAAUGAAGAAAUAUGAUGGAACAGUAGCAACAGUGGGUAGUUUGCCUGAAACAGUAGCCAAUAUUAGAGUCAAUGUUGAUGAGCUCUACAAACCUUCUGUUGGAAGAGUUGUUAUUAUGGUCAUUGAUGCUCUUCGCUGGGACUUUGUUGAAGGUGCAGAAGGGCAAUUGAAUAUGCCAUAUACAGCAUCAUUAGUUGCUGGGAAGAAGGCAUGUUUGCUGACUGGAAAAGCCAGACCACCAACAGUGACAAUGCCUAGAAUUAAAGCAAUGACAACUGGUACUAUACCCAGCUUUGUAGAUGUUGCUCUGAACUUGGGCAGCAGUAAGAUCUUGGAAGAUAAUUUAUUGCUUCAAGCAGUACAGCAUGACAUGAAGUUAAUUUUCUAUGGAGAUGAAACAUGGUUAAAACUGUUUCCUGAUGUGUUCACCAGAAGUGAAGGAACAACAUCAUUUUAUGUUACUGAUUUCACAGAGGUGGAUGACAAUGUGACCAGGCACUUGGCUGCUGAGUUGAAUACUGAGGAUUGGAGGCUGAUGAUUCUCCAUUAUCUGGGGCUGGAUCACAUUGGACAUGUUGAAGGCCCAUACAGUCCACUUGUAAGACCCAAGCUACAACAGAUGGAUCAUAUAGUGAAGAGGAUUCAUCACAGUUUCUUAACAUGGGACAAACAUUUUAGUGUUCCAUCAGUACUGGUGGUGUGUGGAGACCAUGGUAUGAAGAAUUCAGGGAGCCAUGGUGGAGCCUCUCUAGAAGAGGUUUUGGUUCCACUGAUUGUUAUUAGUAACAUUUGUUCAGAAGAAAUGACCAGUGGCCUGCUGGGAGAUGUACUUACAGGGUCUGUGUUACAGAUAGAUUUAGUUCCCACACUUUCUAUGUUGUUGGGUUUACCAGUUCCAGCAACCAGUAUUGGUAAAAUUAUACCAGCACUUCUGCACAGUAUACCAGUUCCACAGCAACUGUAUGCCCUGCAUUACAACUGUAAGCAAGUGGCUACUCAGUUUGAAAACAACAUUGCUAAUAGUGCUGCACAUGCAAGUUACUUACAAUAUACAGAGGCUGUGAAGCUCCAUGCCAGCUGGUUGACCUCAUCUAACUCAUCCAAGUUUGGUCUAGAUGAGAGAAUAGCAAAAUUAUAUAUGUCGGCUCUCACUGGUAUGAGUUCAGAGCUGGCUGACUCUCUUAUAAGAUUUGAUGUGCCCUCAUUGGUCAUAGCAUCUGGGAUCUUGUGGCAGAUAGUCCUGAUACUUGCAAUGGAAAGGAUGCCACAUGCUGUUCCUGUGAUGUUAACAUUUUUUAUGAACUUACUGUUUUUAAGUUUGAGUGUUCUCUGGUGCUCAUGCAGUCAAAGCACUAGUGUUCUCUGCAGUUAUUCUCUCACAACAGUGCCAGUCAUACUGAGUGUGAUUAUUUUUGUUUCUGUUAAUAUGUCUCUUUUUCUGAAAGGUACAUUGCGCAGCAUAAAAUUUUCCCAGAUACUUCGCCCGGAUCAAGGCCAAGCUGUGUUUGUGUUGGGCACGAUAUUGCAUUGUGUCAGCCUUUUAUCCAGCAGUUUCAUAGAAGAGGAGCACCAAGUGUGGUACUUCUUAUGGCUCACAUUUGCAGUUACUAUUCUGUUUGAGCUGUGCUCUGCUCUGUUCUCCAAGCAAUCAUCAGUUCCUGUUAUGAAGACACAUACAUCUGAUGAGAAGCAUAAGCUUGAUUGGGUUCUGUGGUGUUGGCUGGGACUGCUUUUCCUUCAUCGCAUCCUUAGAAAAUGGAAUCAGACAGGUGACAAGUGGGCAUCUUUGCCAGAUGUUGGAGACUGGCUUGUGCAGCAGGAACACAGAGCCCACCUGUCAGUUGUGUUGCUAUUUGGACUUAUAGCAGUAUGUUGUUGCUGUUUGUACAUCCGUGCACAGUAUCAAGGAAAAUACAUUUGGCUGAUAGAAGGAGCAUUGUACAUAACUGCUGUGGUGUGUGUCUACUGCUACCGUAGUGCCAUAGGAAAUGUUGACACUCCAUAUGCCUAUCCUCACAGCAGGGGUGUGAAGGAAGUUAACAUUUUCUGGGUCAUCUUAACACUGUUGCUAACAAAGGGCAUUGGUGAGACACUGUAUGAAAUGAAAGUGCAGCGUUAUAGUUCAUUAUGCAUAUUUGGAUGUCUGCUGAGCACAUUAACAUGUUGCUGGUUGCUCAUCUGUGCUCUUCUGCAUCGCUCACACAAUGUCAUUCUGAUUGUUGCACAGGUUUUCAUGAGCAAAUGUGUGGGAACAAUCUAUGCUUGUUACAGGAGCCACACUGCAAACAUGUGGUGGCUAGUUAUCGCCCAUGUUUGGAUUGGUACCGUUGUCUAUUUUUAUCAGGGUAAUUCCAACAGCUUGGCCAGCAUAGACAUUGCAUCUGGCUAUGUGGGUCAAAUUGAAUACAACCCCAUUGUUGUUGGAAUUUUACUAAUCAUCAACACAUAUUCUGCACCUGUUCUGUCCUAUCUACUCCUUGUGAUAAAUCUUAUCUCCCAGAGUCAAGAAGAAGGCACUGAUAGGUUCUGGGAACAGUUGUACAGUGUACACCAUUGCCUGGCUGUUCUGCGUCAGCUUCCUGUCGCUGUGUAUGUUGUACUGAUGACAGUUCUUCGUUAUCAUCUGUUUGUGUGGACUGUUUUCUCUCCUAAGUUACUGUAUGAGGCCAUGCACACUUUGGUGAUUUCAUUGUUGAUGCUACUUACAAAUUGCCUUGCCUCAGCUGUUGUAAAGGAUAUUAAAGUGGAAAUGAGAUCUUGAGAGAGGAAUAUUUGUAUUCUUCAAAAGUGAAGGUCAAUGAAAUUAUGCCUUAACUAAGCAGGUUCUUGCUGUUGGACAGAAAUUAAAUUUUAGUUUGUAUCAACAAAAUCUUUGUAUACCCUAAAUGUUGCCAAUUUACCAGCGGGGCUUGAUUUGCUACAUCAUACAAAUGUGCUUCAGCACUGUUGAUGUUGACUUCUUAGUUGUGACACCAUAUGGACUUGCAGGCAGGUACCAUUGUUUUGGAGAAGCAUAUGUCUCUAUCUUCAGUUGAUUGAUACUGUGGCUCUUUGGCAUGCUGUUUAGUAACAAUGAACUUAUGUAUGUGUCCUACAUCAAUUAAUCACAUGCAUCUGUAGCAAACUGUGAAAAGUAGUGGUUUAUGAAAUGUUUCUUACCAGCUAUUUGACCCAUAGUAAGCAGCUCAUGUUUGCCCAAUAAUAUUAUUCACUUCUUCCCUAUGAGUGGGUCUUAAAAAAGAAGUGGGGGGUUCGCUGUGCAUUAUAUGAUUACUCGCAUGUUUUCAGUGACAGCUUUCAAUAAAGUAGCCAGCAGACUGCAAAGAACAUGAAUACAAUUGCAUUAAAUAUUUUAUGAAGUGCAUUGAGGAAAGUGUCUGUGUAGUAAUGGUAUUAAAUUAUUUAUUUUUAUAAUAUGUAACAUUGUACCACAACAUAAUUAUUAUUUUCAUUACAUGAUUGUAAAUCUGUGAGAAUCGCACUGGCUGAGUGGUAAGUUUAUUCCUCUUACUUCAUUGGAGGCACUGAUUGGACUGAUAUUUGUGACUGAAUACAUAUGCAAGAAAUAAACAGUUUCACACUACUUUCACUAUAACCUUUUGCCCAGUAAAGGCAAGUGUAAUUUAUAAGUAGCUCAUUAAAUGAACCAGCGCUCAUCAGUUUCUGAUGAAGAUCAGUUGCCAGAUAGCCAACCUGACCAGCAGAUUUUGGCAUACCAUAUGAUACAGCUGUGGCAGCCUUUUGUGCUGUCUUCUGAGUUGUAGUGCCAUGUAGUCUGGUAGAAGUUUACGAAUGUUUCAGAGGUCAUUGGUUAACUUCUACCAGACUGCACAGUGCUACAACCCAGAAGACAGCCAUCUUCAUACUUACUGCAAUGACAAACUCAAGCUUUUGUAAUAUUGUGCUCUGACACAUACAUAAUCAUUAAUUUUUUACUUGAUAAUAAUUGUCAGUGUUGUAAUGAAUAGACCAAUAAAGGUACAGUGAUCUGGAA
This is a messenger RNA of Zootermopsis nevadensis, 4222 nucleotides long. It is a transcript of the gene PIG-G, whose product is annotated as phosphatidylinositol glycan anchor biosynthesis class G. NCBI's taxonomy places the organism in Eukaryota, Metazoa, Arthropoda, Insecta, Blattodea, Termopsidae. Gene Ontology annotation, cellular component: endoplasmic reticulum membrane. The record is from RefSeq and is a predicted model, not a curated record. Gene Ontology annotation, biological process: GPI anchor biosynthetic process.